AAACCAUUAGAAGAGCUGGUUGAUGAAGACAAAAACCCUGCACAUUAUGGUGAAUACAAAUGGGGUGAAUACUUUGUGUCAAGGAGGACCAGCAAUUUCAUGAAGUUGGACAAGCCUGUGAUUGAGGUUGCAGACUUCAAAAAAUCCAAAUAAGCUACUCUCAUUGUGGCAAAUUUGCAAUGCUUUGUGCCCUUGCUUGCUCUUGCUUUCCUUUCUGUCUUUCUAGUACUAUGCUCUAUCUCUAAUGUUUGUUCGAAUAAGUGGCUUUUGUUCCACAAACUACGUACCUGAUAACGCCCAGCUAUUAUUCAAGUGUUAUGUAGUAUGGUUUGUGUCAUCCUAUUGCAUUAAGGUUGAUAUGUUUGCUGUACUUAUAAUCUCCUUAUCGUUUCAUCUUCUGGUUAUACGUAAGCAUCUCUCUCUCACGUACACAAGAUGCAUCUCUCUCCUCUCUGUUAUAUAGGGCUGCAAUGGUUGAGAUUGAACCACAUACAUCCAAUGGUUCAAAAGAGUUUCACAUUUUAUUUUUUAUUUUUGUUUAUAAAUGAUACUUGUUGAGAAUUUAGAUAUGAAUUUAUUUCUAUACGGAGAACCUAAUUAAAAGAAUGAAAAAUAUUUUGAACAAAAAAUGACCAACAUACACUCUAAAAUAAUUUAAGGGUGUUUUAAACACUUAGCACAUAGAAAUACAUCAACAAAUAAAAUUUUGAAUGAAUAUUAUUCUUAAAUAAAAAUAAAAUAUGGAAUACGAAACUCUGUUAUGCCCAUUGGAUGUGGCUAUGUUUAAUCUAAACCAUUGGUCAUCUAUAUUAUGUGGAGGGGAGGCUUUCUCGUAUAUCUAAUGUGUUGCAAGAUGCACUAAUUGCAGUAUUUUCAAAAAGUUUUUCACAUCCAUGCACAUUCAGAUUAAUACAAUGAUUUUAUAGUAUCAAAACAACCUUCUUGAUUGAACUAUUAAAUGAAGUUUUUUCCAAUAAAUGAAAAGAGUGUACAUUUAAAAAUUCAUGUCAAACAAAUGUCUUUAACAAGGUUUUUGAAUAUGAUUGUAUUAUACUACUAUACAACCGUUGCAUGAAAUCAUUCACAUAUACUCCUGCUAGAUAACACAAGUCCUUUCACGCCCUUCCACCAUUUAUAUUAUGCGAGAUACACUACUUCUAGUAUUUUCAAAAAAUUUUCAAUCCUUGUACUUGGAGGAGGUUAAGAUUAUGAUUUUCUAGUAUGAAAACAAUCUUGUCGACUAAAAUAUUUGAUGAAGUUUUUCCUUAUAAAUGGACUUGAAAAUCACAAUAUUUUUUUAAUGGGUAAUUCAAUGAGGAUGACGAGCCCUUACACAUUUUUUAAAUCGUUAGCAAUUCUUACCGUGAAAAUAGAAACCUAAACUUUUAACUGGUCACAAGUGGUGCUACCCCCUAAACCUAAAACUCUUCUUAAAACAAUUUUUUAAUCACACUCAGCUGACUCAUGCAUGCUGCGCAUUGAUCACACCCGUGCUGCUCUACGCGUCUAGCUCAUAUUUCUUUUUUUGGCGUUAGUUUAUAUCACCAUGUGGGAGCACGCAAUUCCACGGGACAAGAUUUUUUGAAACUCGAAAUGUAUCUCUUCUCACUAUGAGCCAUGCCCUUCCCCUGGUGCUGGAAAAGGGGUGGCACGCUGAUAUCAGUGCUCUCACUAUGCUGGCCCCCGGCCAGCCCAAUGGGCCGGAGAUCAAGGGCCAGGACAAUGAGUGGAUCAAGGCCAAGUCCAUUCCCCACUCCUUUACUAUCCAGAUUGGUGACCUCAUGGAGGGGUACACGAACGGGCUGUACAACAGUGUAGAGAACAGGGUGGUGGUGAGUGGAGAGAAGGAGAUGUAUUUAGUAGCGCUGGCGUUUGUGUCGGCCAUCGAGGCGACUGUGGAGCCGUUGCCUGAUCUUGUUAACGAGCAGAACCCAACCAAGUACGAGACUUUCAACUAUGGCAAGUUUUAUAGGGUGAGGAGGCUCAGCAACUGUGUGAAAUUGGCGAGUGAGAAUGACAUUGUCACCAUUCUCACCUUCAAGAAGCCUACUACUCAAACUCCCACUGCUGCUACUACUGCUACUGUUGCUGUGUAAAUCUUUUCACCUCAAACCACCCUAGUUUCUCCCUCUAUCUCUUAAAAUUUGCUUUAAAGAUUUGAGCCUUCUUUCUCUCUCUUAAUGUUGUCAUUAUGUCUCUUAAUGUUGUGCUUAUGUCUCUUAUUGCUGUAUCACUCCUGUAAUAUGUACGCGUAAUCUGGAUGUUGAGAAAUGAGUUUGGGUAGCAAUACAUGAGCUUUCCGAUUACACUUCUAGUC
Molecule: messenger RNA, 2317 nt
Organism: Amborella trichopoda
Lineage: Eukaryota; Viridiplantae; Streptophyta; Magnoliopsida; Amborellales; Amborellaceae
Product: protein LATERAL BRANCHING OXIDOREDUCTASE 1
Source: RefSeq, a predicted model, not a curated record